UUUCCACGUAGAAGUAGAAGUCUUGUUUCUGUCACAGUCCAAGCUCCAAACUCUAUAUGCUAAGAAAAACAACUUCAUGUGGAGGCAAAACCAACCAUACGCCAAACAAAUCCUUUAGUUUCAUGCAUAUUUAAAUUUCCACACUUUAUUCCUCAACAUCAACAUGCCUCCUUCAAAACCAAGUCAAUAGCCAAAACUUAAAAGUUGAAACAAACUAACAACAGGUUCCUUCUUAGUUUCAUGUCUCUUUCUCUUUAGCAACCCUCUUCAUUAAAGCAUUCAAACCCCAUUAUAUCCCUGUCCCAAAUGCUAAGCAAGGUUAGGUGAAAGAUAGCAACUUUAAGCGCACACAAAAAAACCCCUUUUCAUAACAAAAACCUUACGUGGAUUCUUAAAGUUCUAACCUGUUGUUGAUCAGGUGGUGAAUUUCCUAAUCAAGAAAACUAGUACUACCCUUUGAAGAGGAGGAACUCAUAGUGCUGUUGCUUCUGCUUUUCGUGUUGCGCAGCAUCCUUGUCUUUGGACAAAAUGUUGCUGCAGAUAUCACCAAGUCUGAGGCAUGUCACUCUACUUCCAGGAAAAGGGUUGAGGGAAUUUAUCAAAGUGAGGAUUGCUUCGAGGAGACUUUCUUAUCGGAUUCUCUUCUAUUUGCUGUUGUUCUUCACUUUUCUUCUCCGGUUUGUGUUUGUUUUGACAGCAGUUGAUGGCAUAGAUGGUGAAAACAAGUGCUCUACCAUAGAAAUUAAAAAAAAAAUUGCAGGUUGCCUAGGAAUAAAACUGAGGCCAAAGAUUUUGGGAAGAAAGCUUGAAUCAACUGUCCCAGAAGAGAUAUAUGGAAUAUUAGAUCAACCCAUUGGAAAAGAUGAAUUGGAGAGAAGAUCUGAUAUUCCUCAGACUUUAGAAGAGUUCAUGACUGAAAUGAAGAAAGGCGGAUAUGAUGCCAGAACAUUCGCGAUUAAACUACGAGAAAUGGUAACAUUUAUGGAACAAAGGACUAGGAUGGCCAAAAUCCAAGAAUAUUUAUAUCGUCAUGUAGCAUCAAGCAGCAUACCUAAACAGCUUCAUUGCCUUGACUUGAGGCUAGCGAAUGAACACACCAACAAUGCAGAAGCGCGCCUUCAGCUACCGUCUGCAGAACUUGUUCCUGCUCUUGUUGACAAUUCUUACUUCCACUAUGUUCUUGCCUCAGACAAUGUGCUUGCAGCCUCUGUGGUAGCAAAAUCACUUGUUCACAACAGUUUGCAGCCUGAGAGAGUUGUUCUACACAUAAUUACAGAUAGAAAGACUUAUUAUCCAAUGCAAGCUUGGUUUUCAUUGCAUACAUUAUCACCUGCUAUAAUUGAGGUCAAGGCAUUGCACCAUUUUGAUUGGUUUACAAAGAGAAAAGUGCCUGUUCUGGAGGCAAUGGAAAAAGAUCAAAAUGUGCGGUCGCGGUUUAGAGGAGGUUCAUCAGCUAUAGUUGCAAAUACUAUUGAGAAGCCGAAAUUUAUUGCAGCAAAACUGCAGGCACUUAGUCCCAAGUAUAAUUCAGUGAUGAAUCACAUUCGAAUACAUCUUCCAGAGAUGUUCCCCAGUCUUGACAAGGUGGUAUUCCUCGACGACGACAUUGUGGUACAAACUGAUCUUUCACCUCUAUGGGACAUUGACAUGAAUGGAAAAGUCAAUGGAGCAGUAGAAACAUGCACUGGACAAGAUAAAUUUGUGAUGUCAAAGAGGUUGAAUAACUAUUUGAACUUCUCCCACCCUCUAAUAUCCAAAAAAUUUGAUCCAAAUGAAUGUGCUUGGGCUUAUGGCAUGAACAUUUUUGAUCUGGAGGCUUGGAGGAAGACUAAUAUAAGCUAUACAUACCAUUAUUGGGUUGAACAGAAUACAAAAUCAGACUUGAGUUUGUGGCAGCUAGGGACAUUACCUCCUGGAUUAAUAGCAUUCCAUGGUAAUGUUCAUACUAUUGAUCCUUUCUGGCACAUGAUGGGAUUGGGAUAUCAGGAAAAUACAAGUUUUGAUGAUGCUAAGAAUGCUGGUGUUGUCCAUUUCAAUGGCAGGGCAAAGCCAUGGCUAGAUAUAGCUUUUCGACAAUUAAGGCCAUUGUGGACCAAGUAUGUUGACUUUUCAGAUAACUUCAUCAAGGGAUGUCACAUUAGGAGAUCUUAACUUGGAUUUUGAGAAAAUGUGACCCUUUUGUAUAGAAGGUGAAGAAAAUGAGAGGAUUUCCAAGUGCAAGUUCAUCCAUGACAAAAAUGGCAUGGCACGAUUCUCCCUUGUUUUAAUUUGCUUUUGAAGUAUUCAGUUGAAAUUUUCAAAUUCUUUUUCUCUUCAAUCCAUAUCUGUAUUUGUAGAUCAUAUAUGUAUAGAGAAAUGCAGUUCUUUUGGGAAACAAAAAUACAAGCUAGUGGCUUAAGAAUAAGCUUUUUAGUAAGAUGAAGAAAUAAAAAGUUCUGAAAAAGGGACUAUAGACUCACAGUCCUCAUUCCGUUGCCUUUUAAUUUAUAUAUAUCAUAUUAACAGCAAA
Molecule: messenger RNA, 2509 nt
Organism: Cicer arietinum (chickpea)
Lineage: Eukaryota; Viridiplantae; Streptophyta; Magnoliopsida; Fabales; Fabaceae
Product: probable galacturonosyltransferase 12
Molecular function (GO): polygalacturonate 4-alpha-galacturonosyltransferase activity
Source: RefSeq, a predicted model, not a curated record